Messenger RNA from Propithecus coquereli (Coquerel's sifaka), 1926 nucleotides. RefSeq names its product prefoldin subunit 1 (gene PFDN1). Gene Ontology annotation, molecular function: protein folding chaperone. Gene Ontology annotation, cellular component: cytoplasm; prefoldin complex. The transcript is spliced from 4 exons. Gene Ontology annotation, biological process: protein folding. The coding region runs from base 43 to 411 and encodes 122 amino acids. Lineage: Eukaryota; Metazoa; Chordata; Mammalia; Primates; Indriidae. The record is from RefSeq and is a predicted model, not a curated record.
UCAGGCCCUCUCCCACCGCGCAGGCGUGUAGAGUGCAUCAAGAUGGCGGCCCCCGUGGAUCUGGAGUUGAAAAAGGCCUUCACAGAGCUUCAAGCCAAAGUUAUUGACACUCAGCAGAAGGUGAAGCUUGCAGACAUACAGAUUGAACAGCUAAACAGAACGAAAAAGCAUGCACAUCUUACAGAUACAGAGAUUAUGACUUUGGUAGAUGAAACUAACAUGUAUGAAGGUGUAGGAAGAAUGUUUAUUCUUCAAUCCAAGGAGGUAAUUCACAAUCAGCUGUUAGAGAAACAGAGAAUAGCAGAAGACAAAAUAAAAGAAUUAGAACAGAAAAAAUCCUACCUGGAGCGGAGCGUUAAGGAAGCUGAAGACAACAUCCGGGAGAUGCUGAUGGCACGAAGGGCCCAGUAGGGAGCCUCCAGGGAAAGCUCUUCCUGCCCCCUGCUCUGAUGGACGUUUCAUCUGGAUGGCCGAGCAACCUCACCUUUUCUACAUAAUCGUGAGCCCCUUUCAGAUCCCAAGCCUAUAAUUUUCACCCUGGCUCUGCCUGCCACUCUGCCUAGAUACUCUUCUCUCCUGGGGUGAGUCGCAAACUCCUAGGAGAGGGAACAUGAGAGCCAGGCCAGAGAAAGAAGCUUCCCCUGAGCCUGCCACUGCACGCACUGACCAGGCCAAUAAAAGGCACCCAUCCCCCUCUGCUAAGUCUGCUUUUUCUCCAGCCGAGGGCUGAGAACAGAGCGAGAGAGGCAGUGGCCGUCUCCACCUCAGCUCCCACUCCCUCUGCGUUGGAGCCUUUCCUUCCUUGGGGAGUAGGAUCUCGUCCUCCUCUCCUCCUUCUGUACCUUUCUGACUAACGUCCUCAGCUUCUGGGCCUCCACGUAAUUGUAGCAUGCAGAUGAGGAAGAAAGAAUAGCAGUCCCUCCAUGGCCGUCUGCCUAAAGAUUCCUUUCCUCGCUGCUUUCUUGAUCAGCGUUCCAAAAGAAAGUUCAAUAAUAAGCAGCAUCUCCGAGACUCUUUCCCUUUGGCCAGUAGCAUAAGAUGGACACUGUAAUCCUGAGGCUUCCUAGAGGCUCUGGGACAGUGAGUGGUGUGCUGGACCUGGCUUGUCCCAGCUCAGGAGGGCCGAUUAUUCAAUUUUCAGAAAUUUUGUUGUGAGCCAGUUGUUAAACACAGCCAUUAUUAAAGAUUAUGUAAAUCUUCAAAUUAUGUUAAAAAUAAGGAUGGUAAAUAUUCAGAACUCAUCCCUUCCUAAUUAUAUUACUACAGUUGACCAUUAUCUGUUAACUCUGAGGUUAAUAGUAUUGUGUCUGGGUGGUAAAAACAGCACAUAAUGGUGCGUUCCUGUGCUUUUCUUCCCAACUCCGUGAUCAGUGACACUGUAUUGGUAGCCUGAAAUCAGCCAUGACAUGGUGGGGGCAUUCACGGUCCCCCUGCCCCGAGAGAACUGGUACGUAGACAUUUAUCAGCACACCACUGCUUCGGAGGGAAGGCAGGCAGAGUGUGCGGGGAGCUGUCAACAGCAGCCUUCUGUGUGGCAUGGGCGGGGCCAGACAGGCUGGAGAAUCUGACUUGCUGCUGUGGCAGGUCACUGCCACCUUGUGGCCAAAGAUGAGUGGUGUGGCUGACUAGUUUGGGGUGAGGACGUGGGAGGGGAUGGCAGGAAAAGAAAGCCUCUGGUCUGGACCCAUAUGACUGUGAACCAAAAGGCCCUUUUCCUAGGCUCUGGGUAAAGGCAGGUACGAGCUGAGGUCGCAAAUGCCUGAGCCCAUCUCCGAGUGUGACAGGGAGAGAAUGCUAGCCAGGUGCCCCAUGACCAUAGCAGCCACAGUGUUCGGCUAAUAGCAGAAUGGAAAGGUAGAUGGGCUCCUCAUCAGACACUGGCCACUAGCUUGUCGACAUACCCUCACUUGCCUCAGUGAGACGAGU